CUCCGCCUCUCCCUGCCGGGCGGCUCUUCGGCUGGAGCUGAGAAAGGAGCGCUUCCCCGGACUCGGCUCGGCUCCGAGGCUCCGAAGCCGACGCCGCUAGCUUAGCCCCGGGGGCGGGAGCAGGACUGCCCGCACAGCCCGCACCUGGGAGCCGCCGAGCCCGAACGCCUCAUGGGACGCCGCCGGGGACUCUCUCCCCGCCUUGCUGCCGCGUCCCGGUCCUAGGCGCCCGGGCUCCACGGCCCACCCCGCCAGCAGCCCGCGGCCUGUCUGGAGAGGAGUAUGAGGCCUGGGGCCCCGCGGACGCCGGCCACUGGGCGGCAGGGGCCUAGCUGCGGAGCCCCGCGCCCGAGAGCGGCGGGUAAGGAGCCGCGGGAGUCGGCGAGGCGUCGGGGCGCGGAGAGGAGCGCCCCUGCCCGGGCACCCGCUGGGCCACGGGACUCGCGUGUGGCCUGAGCGCCGGGGAGGAGGCGGAGGCGCCUCUCUGUCCGGGCUCUGGGAAGGCGACGAGGGGCUCUGCGAAGGCGGCGAGGGGCUCCGCGGCGGCCCCGGACCCCUGGCCACCAUCCUCACGCUCCUGCUCCCGCCGGGGGGAUGUCGUGGCCCGGGCCCCGAGCGCCGUCCCGGCCCCGGGGCUGAGCUCCGGACCAUGUCCUCCCGCAGCCCCCGGCCCCCGCCCCGCCGUAGCCGCCGCCGCCUGCCGCGCCCCUCCUGCUGCUGCUGCUGCUGCCGCCGCUCGCACCUCAACGAGGACACCGGCCGCUUCGUGCUGCUGGCGGCGCUCAUCGGCCUCUACCUGGUGGCGGGUGCCACAGUCUUCUCGGCGCUCGAGAGCCCCGGCGAGGCGGAGGCGCGGGCGCGCUGGGGCGCCACGCUGCGCAACUUCAGCGCUGCGCACGGCGUGGCCGAGCCGGAGCUGCGCGCCUUCCUCCGGCACUACGAGGCCGCGCUGGCCGCGGGCGUCCGCGCCGACGCGCUGCGCCCGCGCUGGGACUUCCCCGGCGCCUUCUACUUCGUGGGCACCGUGGUGUCAACCAUAGGUUUCGGCAUGACCACCCCCGCGACGGUGGGCGGGAAGGCCUUCCUCAUCGCCUACGGGCUGUUCGGCUGCGCCGGGACCAUCCUGUUCUUUAACCUCUUCCUGGAGCGCAUCAUCUCGCUGCUGGCCUUCAUCAUGCGCGCCUGCCGGGAGCGCCAGCUGCGCCGCAGCGGCCUGCUGCCUGCCACCUUCCGCCGCGGCUCCGCGCUCUCGGAGGCGGACAGCCUGGCGGGCUGGAAGCCCUCGGUGUACCACGUGCUGCUCAUCCUGGGCCUGUUCGCCGUGCUGCUGUCGUGCUGCGCCUCGGCCAUGUACACCAGCGUGGAGGGCUGGGACUACGUGGACUCGCUGUACUUCUGCUUCGUCACCUUCAGCACCAUCGGCUUCGGGGACCUGGUGAGCAGCCAGCACGCCGCCUACCGGAACCAGGGGCUCUACCGCCUGGGCAACUUCCUCUUCAUCCUGCUCGGCGUGUGCUGCAUUUACUCGCUCUUCAACGUCAUCUCCAUCCUCAUCAAGCAGGUGCUCAACUGGAUGCUGCGCAAGCUGAGCUGCCGCUGCUGCGCGCGCUGCUGCCCGGCGCCCGGCGCGCCCCUGGCCAGGCGCAAUGCCAUCACCCCGGGCUCCCGGCUGCGCCGCCGCCUGGCCGCGCUCGGCGCCGACCCCGCGGCCCGCGACAGCGACGCCGAGGGCCGCCGCCUCUCGGGCGAGCUCAUCUCCAUGCGCGACCUCACGGCCUCCAACAAGGUGUCGCUGGCGCUGCUGCAGAAGCAGCUGUCGGAGACGGCCAACGGCUACCCGCGCAGCGUGUGCGUCAACACGCGCCAGAACGGCUUCUCGGGCGGCGUGGGCGCGCUGGGCAUCAUGAACAACCGGCUGGCCGAGACCAGCGCCUCCAGGUAGACGGCCCGUCCGCCCGCGCUGGGGACCCUCUCCAGGCCGCGGGGCCGCCGGGCGUGGUUUGCUUCCCUUCUCUCAGUCACUGCUGGCGCUUUCUUAAUCUUUAUCCAAUAAAAUGAAACAAAAAAAAUUUUUUUAAAGAAAUACUAUUUGGCCAGGCCUGAUGUUAUCAAGGGCAGGUUUUGGGGACGCCUGUGUUCCUUGUGAGUCCCCUCUUGGAGAACUGUGGUCCCCAGCAGAUUCUCCUUCAGGGAGAGAAAACGUGGCUCCCCAGGCCCCCACCCAGGGCAUACCGCAGCGAGGAGGGUUUUGCAGACUGGCACUAAACCCCGUCCCCAUGCACAGAAGCAGCCGGCAACCCCAAAGCAUAUGGUGCAACUUUUCGUGGCUCUGAAUUACCUCCUCAGCAUUUAGAAUCCUGGCCCAGCCUAGCAGCUUCCUUCUGGUCGUCAGAAGUGAUAUAGUCACAGUUUUGACAGGUGGGGGUAGGGACAGCCAUAUGUUGCCUCCCGAUGUAUAUAUAUAGAACAGCCACUACACACAGAGAAUGGUGUAGUAUUAUGCAAUGAGAUGAAACAUAGCACCAACUUGCGGACUGUGGCAUUUCCCCCAGAUUUGGAAAUUGCAGUGGUGAGGGGCUUAGCUGGCCUUUCUCAGCUCAGAGUUAGUCCAUUUAGCACAGAGCACAGGGCAAUUACUUCUAAUGGUGGGCGGUCCAGGGCACCUGUGAGGAGGGGAGCGCUGAGGCCGCAGGAGCCCUGCUGGGCUUUAGCUGGCUGAUCUCCAGGCUCGGAUCGGCAGAUCUUGAAUCCCCCAACCUUCCUUCCUUUCACAAGCUCAUCCGCAGCAGUGCUUUUCAGUAUUAACCAGGAAUAUCUGGGUAUUCUCAGACAAGAUAUUUCUUUGUUGGUCUGGAUUUUUUUUUUCUUAACUACUGUUGAUCAGUUCAACUUUUCCCCCUUUAAGAGAUCAUGGGGUUGCCGGGCGCAGCCCUCCAGCUUCUCCUCCUCCUCCUCUGAAGGAGGCAGCUCUGCCAGCUGCGUCCUUGGGAACCAGGGCCUGCAGCACCAGGAACCCAAAAGAAGCCAUCUUGCAAAUGUCAGGGUAUUCGGCUCCAGAGGCCAUGAUGUAUUUGGGGUCAGGAAAGAUAGAAUCCCUUUCUAAAUAUUGUUUAUCAAGAGGAUUUGUUUUCUCCAUGCACAGCCUAUUAGAGGCAGAGGAAGGCAGGAAGGAGGGAGCUGGUGAAACUGGUGGAUGGAAGUAAUGUUAGGAUUACAGUUUUGCUCUCAGGCUAAGGGACAGAUUCUCCCAGACUUGCCUUCUGCAGCACAGGGGGUCCCUGACCUGGAGGAAGGCCAGAUACCCAGGCUUCAUUGAAAGGAUGGUGGUCUGGGGCUGUAAACGAACACUCUCUCUGCCCAUUUUUCUCAUCUAUGAUGAGGGCAAGGACAGGUGCCAGAGUUUAUACAGGCACGGCGUGACCCACCAGUAUGCACAGCUUCUGAUAGGAAGUCUUAGAAAAGCACCGCCUCACCGCCUCCAGCUCGAGCCAUGCUGUGAAAUCUCUCUCCCUGGCAAAUGUGCCUGGAACACACACACACACAAACAUGCACGCAUGCGCUCACGCACGCAGCAUUAGAGUCAAACUUGAAUGUCAAACUCUUCUUUCCCCUUCUAGUUCAUGGCAGGAAGGGAAAGCUUACCUGAGAUCUCAGUGACUCUCCAGCUAUUUGGGGUAAUUUCUGAUGUGAGUUGGGAUUGGUUUUUAAACACAGGCCCUAAUCUGGGGUGAAGCCAGUGAAGCAACGCUGGCCAGGAGACAGGUCAGUCUUGCUAAAUCAUGAAGGGUGGGCUCCUGUGAAAACCAUGCUUUCAGGAUUCACUGUGACUGUCAGGCCAGCCCAGUGAGUGCCCCCCAUCCAAGCCAUGGUUGCGGUCACAGUAAAGGGAUUGUCCACUCAGCGGGGCACAUGUUUUCUAGGGCAGGGCCCUCUGACAGGACCUAGAAAUAAAAUCCAUGUUUAUCCCUUUAAAAAAGGGAAGGAUUAAAAGGCAUCCAAUUAGAGGUGUUACCUAGGCAACAGGAAAUAACUUAGGGAUCAGAGCCAUCCAGAGAGGGAAGAAGAGAUCCCCAUGAUAGAGGCAUCUAGACAGUGAGGACUUGAUCUGCGGGCAAAAUAACAGCCUACCCACAGGAAGUGAGCCCCAGCAACAGUACAGCAGCCUAAAACCCUGGCAUCAAGACUGUGUGAGCUAGACAGGCCUAAAGAAACCUCCAGGCAAUCCCCCGCCCAGCGUGCAGGACUACAGAGAAUCCUGGUCUCCACGGGAGGAACCAGGACCCACCUCCAGAGAAGAAAAACUUGAAACGUUUCUUGGCAGUCUUCUCUGUUGGCGGUGCUUCCUAGACUCUAUCCUAAGUUGCUUAUGCUGCAGCCUCAGCUGUUUUUACUUGUUUUCUUAUGCUUUGGUUUUGGAAAGAGGCAAUUGGAGGCAGCUUGAGCAAUCUUCUAAAGGAAUCGUAAGCAUGGUUUCAAAGGGCAGGAAAAUGAGACCCUUCCCCUUCCCACCUCCCAACUUCCCAGAGAAACGCCAGUCCUCCAAGGUACAAUGGCAGCUCAGGAUCCAGUGGCACAUGUGUAUUUUUGCCUAUGUUCCCCUGUCCCCAUCCCCCAACCCAGUCUUAGUCACACUGCCAUGAUACGUCACACCAUCAUCCUUCAUCUCAGGCCAAAGGGCUCAGCGCCCCAGACGCCAGGGGCUGCUUCCCUGAAGCAGGGAUGUGGUUCUCCCAUCAUUUCAGGAACAGUGACAUUGAUAGGGAUGCCUUUCUUUGGUGCAGGUUCUUCUGAACCUCAGGCCAAGAAACAGCUCCAUUCCCUCAGAUGCUGUGGCCUCUCUCACUGUCUUGGGGGUCUCCAGUUUGCCCACCACUGGUAGCUCACUGUAGCCUACAACUUCCUCACGCUCCAGGAGUUGCUUCCUAACCUUAGGCCUGGACUUACCCAUCAUGCUGGUGCUGUGCGGCUCCCUUAAAGGUGGAAUGAGCUCCACGAAGCCCUCGCCAUAUGGCUGUGGCCACAUAGAAGCCAGAGUCUUGGCGAGCAGCCUUCUCAGAGCUGAGCAGCAACAUAAAGAAGCCACCCUGGGUGUCCUAGCUUGCUAAAGCCAAGUGGUCAGGCCUUUGUGUCCUCUGAAUGAAGCAGUGCCAACAGGCCUGGAGAAGGCAUCAGAAGGCUUAGGCAAUCUCAGGCUCUCAUUUUGUUGAAAAUGCCAGACAGCCCUAGGCAUUUGCACAGCAUCAUGCAUAUAUGUAUAUAUAUACACACAUAUAUACACACCAGCCUUACAAAGAGCUACUAACCCUUUUCCCCAAGGAAAAGUCUGUCUGGGCCACUUUAAGAAGAAAGAUUUCCCAUUUUUAACUCUCUAGAGAUGUACCAGGGCCUGGAAAAUCCCUCUCUGCCUUGGGGGAGUUUUAUGUACAAUUUGCAUGUAUUCAGGUUUCACACAGAAGCCAGCAUCCAAACCCAAGCCAAACCCUGGAAAAUAGCUGCUAAAUUGACCCAGGAUCCUCCGUCCUUCAGACUGGCCUCCCAGCAGACCCCCUCUUCCUGUGGGCUCUGGGGUGAGGGGUGACUGAGCCCUCAUGGCCAAAGGAGAAGCUUCUGGGGAACUGAGGCAGACGGCAGCCCAGUCAGGCGGAGACCAUAGGAGCGACGGGCCCUGUGGUUCGAUCUUACUGUAACUUUUUACAUUCUUAAAAAGCACAAUUCCACAUGCACACUGUCUGGAAAGCACAGCCAGACAGCCAGCCUAGGGCACUUCUGAGUCCAGAAGAGGCGCUGGGGCUUCAUCUGUUGCAGGGUUGUUGUAUUGUUGUAUAAUGUGCUCGUGGUGACUCUGAAGGCUCCUCACUUUGUAGGGUGGAGAGGGAGGGAGGGAGGGCCUGCUGAGGCCUUUCCUGACCCCCAGGGUGGGCUCAUCAGCAUGGACUUGGGGCCUGGACUCUUGCCCCUGGAGCAGCUCUGGCACUUUCAGGCACCCCAGAGCAUAAUUGCUACACCUUCCACGCUAGUCUCAUGCAUUGAAGAUUUCUGCACUUGGACCUGGCCCCAGACCCUCUUCCCUUUCCCCUUCUUCCCUAAGGAAGCUCCCCCUUGCUUUACAAAUCAUUUUUUAUGCUAUCUGUUCUCUCAGGAGGGGGCUAGAGCAUGCGGGACAAGCCUGCAGGGUUUCUCAAACAAUACAUCUAUUUUUCUGAGCAGCAUUCCAAGAGAGGACUUGAAGGGUGUUUAAAUUAACGAUGAAUAAAAUGCAGCCUGCCACCCCUCUGAGCUGUUUGCUUUCUGUCUGUCAGAGCCGCCUGCCUCCCCAUCUUCCAGUUCACACCUCCUCUCAGGAGGGCCCGGGGGACUUCAGCUGUUAGGAUGGGGCAGUGGCAGCAUCACUGGGAAGUUACUCUACAAAACAACAGUGAAACAGAGCCCAGGGCACCAAGGGACCUCCUGGGCAGCUUGGCCAGGCUGGGCCAAGGCUGGGGGACUGGGAGAUGGCCCUAACCUGGCUGUGCACGAGGCUCUCCAAAUGGAGCUUUAAAGUAUGGCCCGGGCCAUACUCCCAGGAGUCUGAUUUCAUUGGUCUAAGGAGCAACUCAGGCCAGCCCUGGAAUUUUUUUGGGGGAUUCUAAUGGGCAGUCAUAGACUUGAAUACACUCUGUAAACACAGAACACUCACAUUAUGGUGGUGUAGAAAGAGCAUCCACUUAGAAACUAGGAGGUCUGAAUUCCAGUUUUGGAUCUGGCAGUCAUUUAGCUCACUCCAAUCCUGUUUCCCCAUCUCUAAAGUGGGAUAAUGAUACCAUCCCCCCACCUCCCAGUGGUCUUAUGAGAAAUAAAUGAGGGGCUAGGAACUCUGAAAAGUGUAAAGUCCUCCACAAUUGCAAGAUGUCACAAUUAUAAGAGACAUUUCAUGAGGAUAUGGGACCAGGUUGCCCUAUUGCUUCUGCAUGGGGUCCUUCCCACAGUGUCAGCUGGGGAUGAAGUUCUUCCAGCAGAUUGCUUUUGCCCAGUUGCCUUUACAAACCCCUUCUUUUCAGAAGGAGCUUACUUGCCCUAAUAAUAGUGCAAACUCUACUGAGGCUUCUCUCCCCUCUACAGCCCCCUCCAGAUUUCCUUCAAUUUUCCCUAGAAAUGAGAAGUAAUUGACCAUCAGGCUCACACUGGCCCCACCCACCUCUGUCUACACAAUCACUCCCCACUCCCCUGGGCUCCCCACCCUGUUGAGCAUGACCACUCAAAAGCAUGAGCUCCAUCUUUUAUCUACAGCAGGGACUUUCAUGACAUCAAAUGAUAAAACAAGAAGUUUUGUACAACUAUACUGUACAGAUCAUGCACUAUUUUUCAUUCUGGUAUUGUUUAGUUUUAUUGUAACCCAUUUAUGCUGGAGGUUGCAAAUUUUUUGUGUAAAAAAUCAGAUCUUGGCGAUGACCUUAAGCAGUAGGAUGUAAAUAACUCUCACAGACUUAGUGUUCCAAUAAGGGAACACUAGGCAUAAAUGGUUUAAUGCUGGUCAAAGCUAUUAAACUGAUUUCAUGAUCUGCCUAUGAAUUACACCCAACAAUCUGAGAAACACUGGCUUACAGUGUUUCUGGAAAGAGGCCUUCCUGUUAGCUUCCAGUCAAGACCCAUUAGCUAGGCUGCCAUGGUGGAGAGGCCUGAGUUCCGGUCACCCAUCAGCUCUCCUCUCUGUUGGGGUCUCCAGCUGUGCCCCAGCUAUGUGAUGGGCACAGGUGGCUGUUUUACCUGCAUGAAGUAGCCUAGAUGAUCCUUGGGUUCCUUUCAAGUUCUAAGGCUUGUGAUUCCUAUAACAUUUCAUAUGACACUCCAGUGAUCCCUGGAUGGACUACCAUUCCUCUCCCUUCUGUGGCCAGUUACCUUUCUAUGGGUGUAUCUAACAAGCAGAUUUUAAAAAGGAACUUUUAGCUGGGCACGGUGGCUCAUGCCUAUAAUCCCAGCACUUUGGGAGGCUGAGACAAGUGGAUCACUUUAGCCUAGGAGUUCGAGACCAGCCUAGGCAACAUGUCAAAACCCUGUCUUUACUAAAAAUACAAAAAAUUAGCCAGUUAUGGUGAUGCACACCUGUAGUCCCAGAGACUCAGGGGGCUGAGGUGGAAGGAUCGCCUGAGCCCAGGAAAUCGAUGUUUCAUUGAGCCAUGAUCAUGCCACUGCACUCCAGCCUUGGUGACAGAGUAAGAUCCUGUCUCAAAAAGAAAGAAAAAAAAAGAAAAAGGAAGAAAAGAAAAAAGAACUUUAUAUUUACCAAGCCAGGCCCCUGGAUAAGAGACUUGCAUAUUUAUCUUAUUUAAUCCCCUGGCCAAUCUUGGAAAUUUAGCACUCUCCUCCCAUUUUGUCUUGGGUCAGAGAGGUCAAGUAACUCGUCUAGUUUGGGGUCGGGCAUCCCCUGUGUUAGGGGCUGGAGAGACAAGGGUGAGAAAGACAGGACGGCCCUUGCUGUCCCUGGACUCCAGGCUCCUGGAGGCUGAUGGGGGCAGGGCGCUGCAGUACAGCCUGCUGAGGGCUCCCUGUCCACCAGGCAUUCUGGGCUGCCAUGGGCACACCAAAGAGAGGCAGCCACCCAGCCUCGGUAGGCAGAGAAGGCUCUCAGAAGCAGCUGUCCAUGCUGAGCCUGAGAGCAGCAAGCCUGCUGACAAGGAGCAGGAAGAGUGGCCCAGGCAGAGGAGCCGUGUGUGGGGAGAGCAGAGCAGGGGCUUGUUGGGGGAACUGUGUGUAGUUCUGCAGGACUGGGGCAUGCACAGCAAAGGAGGUAAUGGGGGGGCCAGAUAGCAAAGGGCCUUGUAAAACAAAGCAAAGACUUUUCGCCUAAUCCUGAGGACAUUGGCAAGCCAGUGGAGGGGUUUUAAGGAUGCAUGUGCUGCCGAAAAUGACUCAGAAUGCAGGAGUGGAGGAGGAAAGCAGAUGGCAGGGUGGACCAAGGUAGUGCUAGUGAGAACAGAGAGACGUGGAGAGAUUUGAGGGACACCCAAAAGAGUAGGUCCACAGAAUCAAUGAUUUGCCUGGAUGGGGAUGAUAAGACUGAGAGAGAGGAAUUGGGACGGAGCCAGGUCUCAGGCUAAGCAGCCAGGUAGACAGUGGUGCCACCACUGAGCCUGGGAACCCAGGAGGAGGAACAGAAGAGGUGAUUAGUUCAGUGAAGGAGAAGUUGGACUUGAGGGACCCAUGAGAUAACCAUGGGGGAGGGGUUUCCACCAAGCAAUUGGCAUUGUGAGUCUAGAGCUCAUAACAAUGAUCCAGGCUAUACCAACAUUUUGGAAGUUCUCAGCAUCAAGAUGGUGUGAAUUACUCAGGCUGUGAGUGUGUAGAAGGAGAUAAAAAGAGGAUCACAACCAGCAUUUAAGGGACAGGAGGAAGAAGAAAAAAGACUAAGGAAAGAGGGUCAGAGAUGUGGGAGAAAACCAAGAACACGGGAUGCCACAGAGCCAAGGGAAACAAGGGCUUCAAGAAGGAAUGAAUGCCAAGUGCCACUGAGUGAUUAAGACAAGGACUGAAGAAAACACCCACGAGAUUUAGCAAAGGGAAAUAUCAGUGACCUUGGCAGAAGCAGCCUCAGGGGAGUGUGAGCUUCUUUGGAACUGGUGCUGCCUGGCUAAUUUUCAUGGGUCACACAUUAGGGAUACUAGUUAGGAUACAGAUUCAAGCCACUCUAACAGAGGUUCAAAAUAAUAAUGGCUUCUGUGGGUAAAAGUUCAUGUCUCUCUCUUAAGAGUGAGUGCAAGCAUAAUCUAUGUAGUAUCAGACACUUCUAUCUGUACACAUCACUUGUGUUCCCUUGCUAUUGGCCAGAACUUUGUCACAUGACCUAAUAUAGCUGCAAGAUAAUCCGGAAAAGGUACAUUUUAUUCAAAGUGGCCAUGUACCAAGCGAGGCUGGUACUCCCAAGAACAGUGUUGUUCAUCUCAUGUUCAGGUCACUGAGGGGACAUUAUGCAGCUGCAGUGGGACCUCUGAGGGGUGACAAUGAGGGUAGUAUGAUAGCUACCUGUUGUUACUGGAUUGAUUUAGACUUCAGCUGGAAACAGGAAGUGAGUCCCUUCCUCUUUCCUCCCUCUUCCUGCCCUCCCCCACCAACAGGCUCUCCCAGUGGUAAACCUGUUUGGAAGGAAUCCAACAAGGAAUCCUGGGAAAUGUAGUUUGCUCAGCAAUGCAAAGCAGAGUUCAGAGGCAGUGGGUGUACAAGGGCACAUCAUCCCAUUAGCACACUUUAGCCAUUGUGAAGUUCCCAGAAGGCUCUUUCUCACUGUAAGUCCUGGAAUCUGGGCAGAGAAAGUUACAUUCCUGACCCCUUUCUGGUCCAUUUUUGAGAGCUUCCUACUCCAUUUUGAGAGAAAUGCUUACAGAAGGGAUGUUUGUAGAAUUACAAAUGAAAAACUUAACCAGAAGGCAACAGACACCAGGUCAUGAGAGCUUACCGCUGCCCCGGUUCUGUCUCUGGCCAACUGCAAGCAGAUCUCUUUCCCCCACGAAGUUUCCUUUUCCAUGUCAGCAAAAUGAGGCACUGGUCUUUUGGCUCUGUCACUCUGAGGUUCUGAAAGGAAGGAGAGGAGAGGAGAAAAUGUAGGAGUUCCACGGGGAUUUCCAUCAAGAAUGAUACUCAGCAAACAUCUGCAGAGUACCUGACCCAGCUUAGAUAGUUUGUUCAAUUCUUUUUUCUCCAUGGACUGGGAGGAGCAGGACCAGCCAUCUGGAUGCAGGAUGGAAGGAAAUGUCCUCCACUAAGGACUGGCCAGGUUCCUGCUGAAGGUGCAGCUUCAACACACAUACCCCACCCCGUGAGAACCUUCAUGAGCUCCAGAUCCUCGUUUUCAUUUGUUUCUGCUUCCCCAAGGACAAGUAAAGUACCAUUCUCCAGAAUUGCACAGUCCAAUAGGUAGCCACAAGCCACACACAGCUAUUUAAAUGUAAGUGAAUUUAAAUUAAAUUUUCAGCUCGUCAAUUGCACUAACCCCAUUUCAAGCGUUCAAUAGCCACAUGUAACUUGUGGCUACCAUAUUGGAUAGCACAGAUAUAGAACAUUUCUGUCACUGCAGAAAAGUCUACAACAUAGGGCUGCUCUAAUGAGAGCUCUGGGAUCCGAAAGCCUGAACUCCAGGGCAUCCUUAAGCAGCAGAAGUAAAAGGCCUUCCCCAACCAUCAUGCCCCACUGUGGUCUCUUCUGCCUCCAAGUGGCCUUGUCUUCCUCAUCCCCUAUGGAAAGACCCCACCUGCUGUUCACCGUGCACCCAUCCCUCUCCCACCCCCAGGGCAAAAGCAUUUGGUUACUCUGUGAUGUCACACCUGUACAGGUAACAUCAUGCACUGUGGGCAUCUCUCUGUAAUAUGGAAGCCCCUCCCACCACAGACACCACAGAUGCUGGGGUUCUGGACAGAUUUCUUUGGAAUACAUAUAUUUGCACACACGAGAGCAUUGGUCCAAAUACAUAUAUGCAGACGCAGGCACACAAAUAUUUAUAUUAAAAGCCUAAUUCCACAAAUGGCUGUAAUUAAGACACAAAGCAAAACCUCAUGAGGUUGCUCCCUUCAACUCACACAUUUACUCUGCCAUGCUCUGGCAGCAGGGGAACAAAAAAUGCAAGAUUUGCUUGACUCUGCAGACAGAGGGAAAUGAGGCUCAGUAAGGAGGCCACACAGCAAUUCACUAGCUAAUUCAAGCAAAAGCCAGAUGUCCUUCCUGCUAGCCCACAGCUCUGUCCUGUCCAUUCGUUUGGUAUUGUGUUCAUUCACUCAACAAACAUAUGUGAGAACCUACUGUGUGCAUGCUCUGUACUGGGCCACACGGAGAUUACACAGUCAAUGAGACAUGAAUCCGGCCCUCUAUGGUCUGAGAGCUAGGACAUGUUGGUUGGCAACUAUAGAAGCAGGGAUAUCACAGUCAUACCACCGGGGGCAGGCUCAGAGAAGUCCGGAGAGGCUGCUUCAGAUCUGAGUCCCAUGCCAAGCACUGGGCUGCUCUGUGCUUCGCCCAGCUCUACUUCUCCAGCCCUUCAUUCCUUUUCUAUCUUCAACAUGGCAAAGAAUAAGCUAUUCUUCAUAUAUUCUCGGCAGCCAGUUAAUAUUAAUACCAGGGUUAAUAGAUCUGUUUCUCCCAUACGCCAUCUUGUCUGCUCCUCUACCUAAAAUUGCUCUAAGUUCUAAAAAUCCAUCUUCUCGUGGGCAGGUCACAGUGCUGCUAUGUUCCACUGAACAGAGAUAAACCACGAGAGUUGGUUAUAUUCAUAGCUUACCAACUACCUGCAGUGAGAGUGUAGGGGUGUUGAGAUAGCCCCCAGGGCAGAUCCUGGAGCCUUGACUUUUGUGUACCCAGGAUGCUUUCCUGUCCCCUUCUUCUAGGGACACUAUCUCUGUUCUUUUAGAUAACUCCACCCAUCUCCAUGCAGUCUAGUGGAACUGCCAAUCAUAGGGUCCCUCCUGUAUCAGUUAUGAAAGCAUUCAACUGUAAUGAACAGAAAACCCAUUGAAGGGUAGUUUUAAGGAAUAAAAAUCAAGGUUUAUUUCAUUACCAUAAUCAGAACUCUGGAGCAGGUGGUCUGGGGCUAGCGCAGUGACAGUGAUGACAUCGGUAAGGCUGGCUCCUCCUUCCCUCUCUGCCAUCCUUUCCAUGUUGGCUUGCCACCCCAGGUGCCAGAUGGUAGUUACCCCUCCAAGGCUCACGUCCAUGGUACUAGUAGCAAGAAGUAGCAGGGAGAAGGUAAAAAAUGUUCUCUCCCAACAGGACUUUUCCUAGGCCUUCCUAGGACUUUCUGCUGCAUCUCAUUGACCAGAAGAGAGUCACAUGAUCAUCACCACCUAUAAGGGAAAGAGGGGGAGAGUGUUGUGCUUUCAGUCCUCUGUACAAGAGGACAGCAAGGGGGAGGGGAUUGGGAUGGGUGUGAAGUGAGAAUGCCUACAGUUCCUGCUGCCUCCCCAUCAAGGCUGGAUUAAUCACGGUUCCGCAUUCUCAGAGAUACAGCCAUUGAUCUAAGGGAGGGUCCAUGCCUCAGGUUGGGGAGUGGGGGGGAGGUCCCCUGGCCUUACACAAAUUGGAGGGGGUGGAGUAGCCCUUUCUUAUUUUGGUUUAUAAAUUAGGCCUGGCGGCAUGAGUCAGGGUCAAGUUAAUGCAAUAGAAUCCAGUCCAGCUGAUUUAAGCAGAAAAAUACCUAUCAUUGGCAAUCAACUCCAACCUGGCCACCUAGCUCUCUGACACUGAUGACCUGACUGGGUGACAGAAUCGUGACUCCAGCACGUCAUGCCACAGUCCUCAGACAGGGUCUUAUGUGCUAAGGAGAGACACCUGGACACCGCAAUCCUGUGCCAGGUACCAUCUGCACACAGCAGGCCACCUUCAGCCAGCUAAUGCUGAUACAACUGACGUGUUGGCAGCCAGCUGACAUCACUCAGAGACUGCGGUUUCCUGCUAUGGGACAGAGAAUUUGCAAUCUGUUGGUUUUCAAAGACCUACCCCAUUUCUCCUUCCCCAUCUCAUCCUGAACAACCUUCCAAGACCCUGGCCUGAAUCAGAUUUCCUGUUUGGCAAUAAAACUUUUUCACUCAGUGCUCAA
This is a messenger RNA of Nomascus leucogenys (northern white-cheeked gibbon), 13552 nucleotides long. It is a transcript of the gene KCNK12, whose product is annotated as potassium two pore domain channel subfamily K member 12. Gene Ontology annotation, molecular function: potassium ion leak channel activity. Gene Ontology annotation, cellular component: membrane. NCBI's taxonomy places the organism in Eukaryota, Metazoa, Chordata, Mammalia, Primates, Hylobatidae. Gene Ontology annotation, biological process: stabilization of membrane potential; potassium ion transmembrane transport. The record is from RefSeq and is a predicted model, not a curated record.